AUGUUGGAUGGUAAAGAUGAAUGCUUAGAUAUUGAUGAUGAAAAUGAUCCUCUUGAUGUUGAUGUUGAUGCUGAUGAUAAAGACGAUCUUGAUGGUGAUGAUGACGAUGAUGAUGCUAGAGUGCAGAGCGUAAUCAUUGUAAAAUUCGAGGAAAAAAUCGUUAAAAAAAAAGUUGCUAAUAAUAAAGCAACUAAGUAUUGA
Molecule: messenger RNA, 201 nt
Organism: Rotaria sp. Silwood2
Lineage: Eukaryota; Metazoa; Rotifera; Eurotatoria; Philodinida; Philodinidae
Source: the annotation of a GenBank genome assembly